AUGCCACAUAGCUGCGCUGGUAAUGAUGCAACCUACUGCAACAGAGAGGCACAAGCGGGAAAGAGAUAUUGCACACGCCACGGCUGCAAAAGCCUAGGUUGCGCGAAUCCAAAAGCCACAAGCUAUCACUAUGGAACCGGGACUAAGACGGCUUCGGAUUAUUGCUCUCAACAUGCAUGUGCAGAAUCAGGGUGCUUCAGGAAGCGUAGCCCAUCUCAAGGAGCCACAUACUGCUCACAACACGCUUGCCAGUUCGCAGGAUGCCUUAAGGGCAUAUACCAAAGAAGCGACAGGUACUGCGCAGCUCACUAUGCAAUAUUCUACUAG
Messenger RNA from Podospora anserina S mat+, 327 nucleotides. RefSeq lists its product as uncharacterized. The record is from RefSeq and is a predicted model, not a curated record. The coding region runs from base 1 to 327 and encodes 108 amino acids. NCBI's taxonomy places the organism in Eukaryota, Fungi, Ascomycota, Sordariomycetes, Sordariales, Podosporaceae. The transcript has 5 exons.